This is a messenger RNA of Ficedula albicollis (Collared flycatcher), 4728 nucleotides long. It is a transcript of the gene STAG2, whose product is annotated as stromal antigen 2. Gene Ontology annotation, cellular component: chromatin; nucleus; cohesin complex. Gene Ontology annotation, molecular function: chromatin binding. Gene Ontology annotation, biological process: sister chromatid cohesion. The transcript is spliced from 33 exons. The record is from RefSeq and is a predicted model, not a curated record. The coding region runs from base 102 to 3890 and encodes 1262 amino acids. Lineage: Eukaryota; Metazoa; Chordata; Aves; Passeriformes; Muscicapidae.
AAGUUGUCUGCUACGAAGGAAGAAAGAAAAGUAAGCUUGCCCUUCAGACUGCUUUUUGAAUAUAUUUCUAAUACAGUGGUGUUCCAGAAGAUGAUAAAGAAAUGAUAGCAGCUCCAGAAAUACCAACUGAUUUUACUCUCCUUCAGGAGUCUGAAACACACUUCUCUUCUGAUACGGACUUUGAGGAUAUUGAAGGAAAAAACCAAAAACAAGGCAAAGGCAAAACUUGUAAAAAAGGAAAAAAAGGACCAGCAGAGAAGGGAAAAAGUGGAAACGGAGGAGGGAAACCUGGUGGUCCGAAUCGGAUGAAUGGACAUCACCAACAGAAUGGUGUGGAAAACAUGAUGCUCUUUGAAGUAGUUAAAAUGGGCAAGAGUGCUAUGCAGUCUGUAGUGGAUGACUGGAUAGAGUCAUACAAACAUGACCGAGAUAUAGCACUUCUUGAUCUCAUUAACUUCUUUAUUCAGUGCUCAGGCUGCAAAGGAGUUGUUACAGCAGAGAUGUUCCGACACAUGCAGAAUUCGGAAAUAAUCCGAAAAAUGACUGAAGAAUUUGAUGAGGAUAGUGGAGAUUAUCCGCUAACUAUGGCUGGCCCCCAGUGGAAAAAGUUCAAAUCCAGUUUUUGUGAGUUCAUUGGAGUACUCGUCCGACAAUGUCAAUAUAGCAUCAUAUAUGAUGAAUAUAUGAUGGAUACUGUCAUAUCACUGCUCACGGGACUGUCAGACUCGCAAGUCAGAGCGUUUCGGCACACUAGCACACUGGCAGCCAUGAAACUGAUGACUGCUUUAGUGAAUGUGGCAUUAAAUCUAAGUAUUAACAUGGACAACACGCAACGGCAGUAUGAAGCAGAACGAAAUAAAAUAAUUGGGAAACGAGCUAAUGAUAGGCUGGAACUCUUACUACAGAAGAGAAAGGAGCUUCAAGAAAAUCAGGAUGAAAUAGAAAACAUGAUGAAUGCAAUAUUUAAAGGUGUUUUUGUGCAUAGAUACCGAGAUGCAAUUGCUGAAAUAAGAGCCAUCUGCAUUGAGGAGAUCGGAAUAUGGAUGAAAAUGUACAGUGAUGCCUUUCUCAAUGACAGCUACUUAAAAUAUGUAGGGUGGACUAUGCAUGACAAGCAAGGAGAAGUAAGACUCAAAUGCCUAACUGCUUUGCAAGGGCUUUACUAUAAUAAGGAGCUUAAUUCCAAAUUGGAACUCUUCACCAGUCGGUUCAAGGAUAGAAUUGUGUCUAUGACUCUUGACAAAGAAUAUGAUGUUGCAGUCCAAGCAAUAAAAUUACUCACUCUUGUUUUACAGAGUAGUGAAGAAGUUCUGACUGCAGAAGACUGUGAAAAUGUCUACCACCUGGUUUAUUCAGCUCAUCGGCCAGUAGCAGUUGCCGCAGGGGAAUUUCUUUAUAAAAAGCUUUUCAGCCGCAGAGAUGCUGAAGAUGAUGGAAUGCUGAAAAGGAGGGGAAGACAAAGUCCAAAUGCUAAUCUUGUGAAGACAUUAGUGUUUUUCUUUUUGGAAAGUGAAUUGCACGAACAUGCUGCUUAUCUUGUGGACAGCAUGUGGGACUGUGCAACAGACCUCUUGAAGGAUUGGGAAUGUAUGAACAGUCUUCUGCUGGAGGAGCCUCUCAAUGGAGAAGAACCUUUGACAGACAGACAGGAAAGCGCACUGAUUGAAAUAAUGCUUUGUACAAUUCGGCAAGCAGCUGAAUGUCAUCCUCCUGUGGGAAGAGGAACGGGGAAAAGGGUGCUGACAGCAAAGGAAAAGAAAACCCAGUUGGAUGACAGGACAAAAAUUACUGAGCUUUUUGCGGUGGCACUUCCUCAGUUGCUAGCAAAGUAUUCUGUAGAUGCAGAAAAGGUCACCAACUUACUGCAGUUGCCACAGUACUUUGAUUUGGAAAUUUAUACAACAGGGCGAUUAGAAAAGCAUUUGGAUGCCUUACUGCGACAAAUCCGGGAUAUUGUGGAGAAGCACACAGAUAUAGAUGUUUUGGAAGCCUGUUCAAAAACCUACCAUGCUCUCUGUAAUGAAGAAUUCACAAUCUUUAACAGGGUUGACAUUGCAAGAAGUCAGUUAAUAGAUGAAUUGGCAGACAAAUUUAAUCGACUUCUUGAGGACUUCCUGCAAGAGGGGGAGGAACCUGAUGAAGAUGAUGCAUAUCAAGUCUUGUCAACACUGAAGAGAAUCACUGCUUUUCACAACGCUCAUGACCUAUCAAGAUGGGACUUAUUUGGCUGCAACUACAAGCUAUUAAAAACUGGCAUUGAAAAUGGAGACAUGCCAGAACAGAUUGUUAUUCAUGCACUGCAGUGUACUCAUUAUGUAAUCCUUUGGCAGCUAGCAAAAGUUACUGAAAGCAGUUCCACAAAGGAGGAUCUUCUACGUCUAAAGAAGCAGAUGAGAGUUUUCUGUCAAAUCUGUCAACACUAUCUGACCAAUGUAAAUACUGCUGUUAAGGAACAGGCUUUCACAAUUCUGUGUGAUGUAUUGAUGAUCUUCAGCCAUCAGAUCAUGACAGGCGGACGUGACAUGUUGGAGCCGCUUGUUUACACUCCUGAUUCUUCCUUGCAAUCUGAACUACUCAGUUUUAUUUUAGAUCACGUCUUCAUUGAUCAAGAUGAUGAUAAUAAUAGUGCGGAUGGACAGCAGGAUGAUGAAGCCAGCAAAAUUGAAGCGUUGCACAAAAGAAGAAACCUACUUGCAGCUUUCUGUAAGCUCAUUGUAUAUACUGUGGUGGAAAUGAACACAGCCGCAGACAUUUUCAAGCAAUAUAUGAAGUAUUACAAUGACUAUGGUGAUAUUAUUAAAGAAACAAUGAGUAAAACAAGACAAAUAGACAAAAUCCAGUGUGCUAAAACACUUAUUCUUAGUUUGCAGCAGCUCUUCAAUGAAAUGAUUCAAGAAAAUGGUUAUAAUUUUGACAGAUCAUCACCGACAUUCAGUGGCAUAAAGGAACUUGCUCGACGUUUUGCUUUAACAUUUGGAUUGGAUCAGUUGAAAACAAGAGAAGCUAUUGCUAUGUUACACAAGGAUGGCAUAGAAUUUGCUUUUAAGGAGCCUAAUCCACAAGGUGAGAGCCACCCACCGUUAAAUUUGGCAUUUCUUGAUAUUCUCAGUGAGUUCUCCUCGAAACUUCUCAGACAAGAUAAAAGAACAGUGUAUGUUUACUUGGAGAAGUUCAUGACUUUUCAGAUGUCUCUACGGCGAGAAGAUGUAUGGCUUCCUCUCAUGUCCUACCGAAACUCUUUAUUAGCUGGUGGGGAUGAUGAUACCAUGUCAGUGAUUAGUGGAAUCAGUAGUCGAGGAUCUACAGUAAGAAAUAAGAAGACAAAGCCAGCAACAGGCAAGCGGAAAGUACCCGAAGCUGAAGAAAGCAGCAGUAGUGACAGUAUGUGGCUGAACAGGGAGCAAUCAAUGCACACACCAGUCAUGAUGCAGACACCUCAGCUCACUUCCACGAUAAUGAGGGAGCCCAAGAGAUUGCGACCUGACGAGAACUACAUGGGUGUCUAUCCUAUGCAGCCUGAGCACCACCAACCGCCGCUCGACUACAACACGCAAGUAACGUGGAUGUUGGCUCAAAGGCAACAGGAAGAAGCCGCGCGACAACAACAGGAGAGGGCAGCGAUGAACUACGUCAAGCUGAGAAGCAACUUGCAACACGCCAUUCGACGUGGCACAAGUCUAAUGGAAGAUGACGAAGAGCCAAUUGUUGAAGAUGUGAUGAUGUCAUCAGAAGGACGGAUUGAAGAUCUUAAUGAAGGCAUGGAUUUUGACACCAUGGACAUAGACCUACCACCAUCAAAGAACAGGAGAGAAAGAACGGAACUAAAACCAGAUUUCUUUGACCCCGCUUCAAUCAUGGAUGAAUCGGUUCUUGGGGUGUCAAUGUUUUAAUACCAGAGCAGCAAAUAAAUCAGUGGUGAAGUCAUUUUCUAAGUGGAAGAGGAAGUUUUUCAAUACAAAAUUGUGGUAGAUACAGUGAAAUUCUGAACAGAUUUUUCUCUAAGGAGAAUGACAUGCUUUCAAGAUCAAGUGCAUUGAAGGGGCAGUUUUGUUUGCCUGAAAGAAAAAAGAAAUGUAAAGGACAAGUAAACAAUUUGAGGAUAAGCUACACUUUUUGUUGGGAAAAAAAAUCAAUAUUUUAUUUAUGUGCUAUCAGUUUAUUUCUGGAUCAUAAGAAGUAUUCCCUCUGAGUUUUAAUCUUAACAGUCUGAGAGGUGUUUGGUACAGAUUUGAGCCUCUCUCUAUACAUUUGCUGGCUAUACUAAAUAAUCAUGAGCUCUGCUGGAUUGCUGUUCACAUCCACGAACUGUAAGAGUAGGUGGAUUGGUUUUCUCACAGUGAUAGAAUGAACCAGAAGAGUUGUCAGUAUUUUCAAUUAAAUGCAAACUUCAGCAACAGAAGGUUUGUAUUAAUUAAUCAUGGAAAAAAAUACAUAAAGCAGAAUUUUAACAGCUUUUUGAUCUAAAACACACUUUUUAUUCCGAAAGCUUCAUGUUAGCCUUCUCAGAAAGGUCCGUUAGCUAUAAGCUACCAGAACGUAACAGAUUUCACUCUUGCUUGCCCAUUACCAACCCUGAAAGUUUGCUUGUCCUUUAAGAAAAAUGUAAUGUUGUGAAAUUCCUUCCAGUAGUGCCACUGUAUUUUGUCUCCAAAUAAAAGAAGCUUAUUGUAGUAUGUUUGCAGAAAAAUUCUAAACAAAAAUUAUACAGCUUAUUAGAGUGUGGGAAUA